UCAGCAAAUGCCCACGAAAAAGAUGCAUGACAACAAAACCGAUCGCGUGACAUAACAUCAAAACCUGAUUGAAUCGACCGUCAUCAGUGCCCACUAGGGAAACUUUGAGCGAAACACGUUCUUUUCGUUUGCUAAAAACAUUUUGUAGUAUUGAUUGGCAUUCGUAGCGGCUCCAUUUUAAAAGCAAAAGUUAUUUCCAUCAGUUUCUCAUUUAAAUUUUCUUGUGUGCAAUAUUCUUUAUGGAUGAAUGCAAGGCAUCCAUGUUUUUAAUUUCACAAUUCAAAACGUUUGAACACCAUUGAUUUGAUUCAAAAGAUCAUAACACAUUCAACCUUUAUUUUAAUUUUUUGAAGUAACAGUUUCUUUUAGUGAGAGCCGAACAUGGAUGAAAGAGUGAACAAAAGAUCCGGCUUAAAUCUGAGCUGUUUCUGGACACCUCUAGAUUCCACCCCCUCUGUCACGUAUCCACCGUUCAUGCCUCCCUUAAAAUGUUUCCAUAUGUCAUCGCUCAACUCACGCAAUGUCGUAGACUAUGAGUGACGUCUGCAUUCCAUGGAUAGUUUGUCAUGUCAAAUGCCUAAAAGAUAUUAGCUUAGGAAGGUUUAUAAAGUUCAAUAUGAAGUACACAAUUAGCUUGCGUUGCUUUUUAAAAGCUCUGCACAUGGCUACUAUCGGUAAAAAGUUUGUACAAGCCCAGAUACACGACCUUGUUCAUAUUUUUGUGUCAUUAAAUUGCUACUGUAAACAGUAUCCAAAACAUUUUCCGUAUAGUACUUCUCCAAAAGAUAUUAAACCAACUUUCGAUGAAAAAAUUUGAAAGAUAAAGAACAGCUGGUUACUACUGUAAAAGUCUUCAAUUGAGAUUAAAUGUACCUCUGUAAUCAUAAAAUGACCUUUGUAGAGAAACACUGUUUAAUUGUAAACGCUUCUAACAGUUCAAAGCUGAAAAAAUUCUCAAUUGAAAUUAAUUAGCGUUAUUUUCCUUGUUGGACAGAAGAGGUUAAAAGUGCAUUGCCUAAAUGUUAAUUUCAAAAUUAUGCCUAGUUGAGCCAAGCCGUACUUUGAUCACCAGAAAAGAAUCUUAACGGCGUACAUACCUUGUGAACUUAAGUGCUAUCCACUGAGUUGAUAAAAUAAAUUGCCUACCGUAAAGAGUUUCUAAAGAUGACGUUUAAGCGUUAAUUAGCCCUUAGUCCGAGCUCUGAUUGACGCAGCAUCGUAUUUUCUUUAGAAACUUACCCCCUUUAUUCAUUUGUCGUAACUACAAUAGACCAACGUUCUGUAGUUGAGCUACAAAGGUAUCUUUUUUGGAAAGGAGACGAAUUAGGGGGUAUCUUUUGUUAUGAAUUUGAAAGACGUCAAGCCGAAAAGACUGCAUUAUUUCAGUAUCAUUUGAACACACAGAUGAUAUGGCUGACAUGGUUGCUCUUUGGAAAUCACAAUAAAUAUUAGCUUCACAAAGCGAAUUACAAAUUAAUUAGAAUUAAUCGAGUUAAUUCAGCACGUAAAAUAGAACAGAAACUGUCGGUUUACAAUCUUAACUGAGCAACAUCUCAACAGGAAAUCAAAAACGAGUCGAGACAAAAUUUUGAUCAUAACUUAAAAAAUAUACCACUCACAGGUGCAAAGUUAUGAAAAGUUCACGGCUAAGAAAUUCUAGAGCAUCCUUGUCAAAUUCUUGACGAAAAGAAAACAACCAACUUCAUAUACCACGUCUGAGAUAUUAAUAACAUCACAGGUUCUAUAAGCCUCGAAAUAAUAUUCAAAAUUAUAACUGUUGUUGCUGUUAAGAGGAGAUUCCACAAGCACAACAACUGCCUCAUAGUGAGAAUCUAAUGGCACCUACUCAGGCCUCGUGUCACCUUGAUUACCAUAAUAAUACUAGAAGGCUCUUGGAGACGUUAGUAACAAAAGCCAUGCAGUAAUAUAUUAUAAUAUAUCAUUAGUACUGUACUCUCAAGUUUAAGAGAUUGAAGUCAACGAACCUAUAUAAAAAAUGAUUUUCGAGGAAGACAUUACCGAAACGUGACCGGCUUCCAGUUCGCUGGUUUAUAACAAAAGAGGACAAUUCGAGGUUCAAUGAACUAUGUUUCUGUUUCUAAAUAUGACUUUGUCGCGGCCGAAAUCGGCCAAUCAGUUCGCGGCAAUUAGUGUCCACGCAAGUUACGGGGGACUAUUGAAUACAUAUUCCGGGGGCUGUAGUCAGCUGCAAGCAACAACGUCAUAUGCUCGUGACUGCUUGUGACUAACUAUGUAUGUUUAGCUUUCAAGGUCAUUUGAAACAAAAAGAAAACCCCCGAGCUACCAGAUCGAUUUGUUUGUUGACAGGCGCAUUAAGGACUCGCAAUCAGCGGGUGAAGCAAAAGGGAAAGAGGCCACGAAACAGUAACUAGGCGACCCGACAGGCAACAGGAAGAAAGUGUUAAUUUAUACUAGAAGCACCUGGGGUUUUAAGGCACCAACGAAUCAACGAGUUUCACAGAAAAAUUACUGACUUUUUGCGGUCGCGUCAAGUUUCUUCUUGAACAAGGGAAACCUGGGCUAUCUUAAUUCAACACUUAUAUUUGAUGUCCAGACGAAGCGCUCGAAACCAUACUGACGGCGUUAGCCGCAUUUGAACUGGGUAACCCAAUUGACUGUGACCAAGAAAAGGUGAAAAAGCAGUUGUUGAACAUUAAUUGAUAAACAUAUCCAUAUCAAAAAAAGCGGGUGAGCUGACUUUGAGGAUUCAAUACAACACAAAAAACUGAUCACUUCAGUUUGCAAGAGCCAAGUGAGCAACCUUCCCCGAGAGCUUACUUCAACAUGAAUAACACAACAAAUAACGAAACUGGACUGGGAAAUAUAAAUAGACAAGAGGAUGAGUUAAAGAGGAAGCUUCUCUUGUCAUUUUACGUGAUCGUGUUGUUCUUCACAGUGGUGGGAAACACGCUAGUAUGUUUGGCCAUCUACAUCGACCAACGGUUGCGUAGUCCGACCAAUUGGUUUAUUGCGUCACUGGCGGUCAGUGACUUGUUUUACGGGCUCGCGGGGCUGCCAUUCCGAAUCGUGGUGAAUGUGACGGCCUUAACGUAUCUAAGCUUGUGUUAUCUUUGGAUAUGGGUGGACAUGGUCUGCGCCGCAGCCUCCAUGGCUAACUUAGCUGUCAUAUCGGUGGAUAGAUACUUGAAAAUAACCAAACCGUUCAGUUACCAUAAACAUAUGACGAAAAAACGUUCGUUCUUGGCUAUAGGCGGCGUGUGGCUGUACGCGCCCAUAUUGGCGUCGUUUGCCAUAAUCAAAUGGCCUGGAGCACACGGGGUAAUAAUAGACGUUUCGCACGAUCUCUGCUUCAACGACAACAAAGUGUUUUACACUGUGGCCAACAUAGUUGCUUUCCUUUCUCCGCUCAUUGUGUUGAUCGUCAGUUACAGUUUAAUUUUUCGCACAGCCUUGAGCCAUUUCAACAAAAUGAAGGACAUGAUCGUAGGCUCAAGCAGUAAAGAGGACAGGCGCAAGCAGAGAAGUAUCGUGCGCGACUUCAAAGCCACCAAAACACUAGCCAUUGUGCUGGGUACAUUCACAGUAUGCUGGUUGCCCUUUUUCAUUAUGUUCACUAUUUCUUACUACAAUCCUAACUAUCUACGUCACUUUCCACUGAAGGUGCAAAGAGCGAUCUACUAUCUCUUCUUCUUCAUACUACCGAACCUAAAUAGCGCUUGUAACCCUGUCAUUUAUGCCUACUUCAACAUCGAGUACCGCCGGGCUUUCAAGAAGAUUAUGUGGUCGUUGUGCGAAGAUUCAAGCCGAGACCAGACAUUUAGGAGGAGAAAGAGUUCAUUAACGAGCUUCUUCCAAGCUAACCUCGUAAGACGUGGGAGUCCGCAGGAUUACAUAGCAGACGACAAGAAUCACAAUGAUAGGAAGUCUUUUCUUAACGGAAAUACUGAGACGACACACGUCUGAAGGACUUAACGCGGGAUUUCUUUGAAUAGCACACAAGAUAUGAAAAGCCUCACAGUGGAUAGCUUUAAGAAGAAAAAUUAUACGAACGUUCUCGGAGAUUACUUUAGUUGUGACGCCGGCUUUAUCACCAAAAAUCAUGUACCAGAUUUGCAUGUGUACUUUAAAGCAAGCAUUCUCUUUGAUAAUCGAGUGCCAAAAUGCGGCGCGUAACGAUUGCAUUAAAAGGCUCGGAUUUAACACUGCAGCUUGCUAGCAAGCAGUAAUUUCUAUUAAUCUGCUAAACUUCUGAACAAUUAAGACAAAAGUUUCGUCUAAGUUUACAUAUUAAUUACGCAGCAGCCAAGGUUCCCUAGGAAUACAGAGUUUUUCUUUGCAGGUCUAGCCUCGCAGCGAAACGAAUUUACAAGACGUCCGCGAGCCUUUGAUUUUGGCGGGAAAAUGUGAUUUGCCAUAGUAAUGAAAAUUUGUCUCGAAGAUCUUUCGACAAUGACGUAAUGCAUGUAGCUAAUCAAAAGUCUUGGAAACAUGGCUCACGUUCAGUAGAUGAUUUUGUGACCAGGAAAACGCUUUCAAUCGUCCCAGCUGAGUUAACUUUCUCACUCACUAAAAUUAAGUUCUAGAUGUAUAUCUCCACUGACAUAUCAUUAAAAAUUUUGCAGUAAAAUCUCUUUCACAUACAACUGUAGUGGAACUCGUUCGUAAAGACAAACGCAUGUUACCCAGGCCUAAUCGAAUAACAUAUAUUUUUUAGUUUUUAAUAACAUAUGUACAUAAAGAGAGGGUUACACAGAAUAUUUGGGACUUUGACCAAUCUUGAUAGAAAAACAAUCAUUAAAAUCUUGGUAAUUA
This is a messenger RNA of Pocillopora damicornis (cauliflower coral), 4794 nucleotides long. RefSeq names its product D(1) dopamine receptor. Gene Ontology annotation, molecular function: G protein-coupled receptor activity. Gene Ontology annotation, cellular component: plasma membrane. Lineage: Eukaryota; Metazoa; Cnidaria; Anthozoa; Scleractinia; Pocilloporidae. The record is from RefSeq and is a predicted model, not a curated record. Gene Ontology annotation, biological process: adenylate cyclase-activating adrenergic receptor signaling pathway; positive regulation of MAPK cascade.